Carassius auratus (goldfish) is the source of this 1545-nucleotide messenger RNA. RefSeq names its product aquaporin-9-like. Bases 12 to 896 code for a protein of 294 amino acids. Gene Ontology annotation, biological process: glycerol transmembrane transport; water transport. Lineage: Eukaryota; Metazoa; Chordata; Actinopteri; Cypriniformes; Cyprinidae. Gene Ontology annotation, molecular function: water channel activity; urea transmembrane transporter activity; glycerol channel activity. The transcript has 6 exons. Gene Ontology annotation, cellular component: plasma membrane; basolateral plasma membrane. The record is from RefSeq and is a predicted model, not a curated record.
CUCGCAGCAUCAUGAAGCAGCACUGCGUCAUCAAACACAGCGUCUUCAAAGAGUUCCUGGCCGAGUUCCUCGGGACCUUUGUGCUGGUGCUGUUCGGCUGUGGCUCGGUGGCUCAGACGGUGUUGAGCAGAAACACUCUCGGGGAACCACUGACCGUCCACAUUGGCUUCAGCACUGGACUCAUGAUGGGUGUCUAUGUGUCCGGCGGUGUCUCUGGUGGUCACCUGAACCCUGCCGUAUCUCUGGCCAUGGUCAUCCUGGGGAAGCUGAAGAUCUGGAAGUUUCCCAUCUACGUGAUGGCGCAGAUGUUGGGUGCAUUUGUGGGAGCGGCUGCAGUCUUUGGAUUGUAUUACGAUGCCUUCAUGGACUUCACCAAUGGGAUCCUGUCAGUCACAGGAAUUAACGCCACAGGACACAUCUUUGCCUCAUACCCAGGCAGACACCUGACAGUCCUGGGCGGUUUCGUGGAUCAGGUGGUGGGGACAGGAAUGCUGGUCCUGUGUAUUCUAGCGGUUGUGGACGGCAGGAACAUCGGUGCUCCUCGAGGCGUGGAGCCACUGGCUGUGGGUCUAAUCCUGCUGGGCAUCAGUGUUUCUAUGGGGCUGAACUGUGGUUACCCUCUGAACCCCGCCAGAGACCUGGGCCCUCGCCUCUUUACUGCUGCUGCCGGAUGGGGAAUGGAGGUGUUCAGCACUGCAGAUUACUGGUGGUGGAUACCUGUCGCUGGGCCGUUGGUAGGGGGCAUCGCUGGUGCUGUGAUCUACUUCCUGUUAAUCGAGCUUCAUCACACCAACCACAAUGACAAACCUCACGAAGAACCUGAGGAAGAAGAGGAUGAGGAGGAAGACGAGGACAGCAGCCUGAAAGACAAAUACGAGAUGAUCAACAUGAGCUAGACACCUGAGAUCAGUAGAAUUCCUGUCAUGAAAUAAAGCCAGUAAACUCAUUUUCAGAUGCUGUUUACAUGAGUAAACACAUCAGUGACACCAGUAGACCUCCAUCCACCUUCACAGCUCAGACAAUGUAUGGGUUUUCAUUAAAUUAUUCAUGUUUUUUAACUAAAUACAAGCUUAAAAUCUGUAAACCCCUCUUUCCCAUAAUCCCCCAUUGCACAUAACAUUAGAAUGUAUUUUGCUGAUGGUUAAUAUUUCCCAAAGCACUCAAUUCAAUGGCUUUUAUAACUUUAAAGUGAUGGAAAUGCAUCAAGGUCCUGUUAGGAACUCUGUUCAGGUUAAGAAUCACCAAACAGAGGCGCACUGAUAACACUGAUCAUGAAACGGCCUUGUCUGAGCACGUAAUUGUUCAUGGCAAAGAUUUGCAUUUGUCUAUGAAAGAUUUUCCACUAGAUCACCAUUGCUGAGUUUUUAAAUGUAAGUUUUAUUUAACCUUGUUGUCAUUUAUAUAUUGUCUGUGAUAUUUGUGUUCAUGUGUUUGUAGAUCAUGCUUCUUUUAUUGACUUGUUUUUGAAAGUCUUUCAUAAAAAGUAGAUCUUUUGUAAUGAUGAAAUCCUGCGACUUCAACUGUAUAUUUGUGUUUUUUGCUGAA